This is a messenger RNA of Centropristis striata (black sea bass), 1627 nucleotides long. RefSeq lists its product as uncharacterized. The transcript has 7 exons. Gene Ontology annotation, cellular component: extracellular region. The coding region runs from base 84 to 1397 and encodes 437 amino acids. The record is from RefSeq and is a predicted model, not a curated record. Gene Ontology annotation, molecular function: cysteine-type endopeptidase inhibitor activity. Gene Ontology annotation, biological process: negative regulation of endopeptidase activity. NCBI's taxonomy places the organism in Eukaryota, Metazoa, Chordata, Actinopteri, Perciformes, Serranidae.
GAGAACGAACGCAAACAAAAGAGAACAAACUUAACUUUAAACCAGCUCUGUCUUUUUAGCUCCUGUCUGAAGCCACUGCCACCAUGGGCAAAUCCAUCUGCACAUUAUUACAGCUAUUAUCCCUGCUAGCCAUUCACACUCUGUGUGUGUACGGCGAGGGCUUUGCACUGUCGCCUAUUGAACUCGCUCCCAUCCCCUGUAAUGACAAAGCAGUGGAGAAGCUGUCUCGUCUGGCUGUCACUUACAUCAAUGAGGAUCGCACCGAUGGCUACAAAUUUGCCCUCAACCGCAUUGCAAAUGUCCACCUGCACGCUCAGGGCCCAGCAGGCAAUGUGUAUUACCUGGACCUGGAUGUCCUGGAGACCAAGUGUCACAUCGGCAGCCCAAAACCAUGGAAACGCUGUGACGUCAGAGCAUUCAUGGAAACACAAAUCUCUGGUAACUGUAACACCACCAUUCUCCACACACCAGAGGGAUACUCCUACCUGUACAGCUAUGACUGCACUCUUGUCCCAGACCCCCCAGAGAAGCUCCAGCAAACCUGUCCAACCUGCCCACUCCUGCUCCCCGUAGACAGCCCACAGGCUGUGAACGCAGCUCAGGCCACUCUGAUGUCCUAUAAGAGACAGUCCACACUGGCUGCAGACCUCGGAGUGAAGAAGAUCACCAGAGCUGCAGAGCAGACGGUGCCAGUGAAAGCCAGCUUUGUGGAGUACAUAGUCCAAGAGUGUCCUGAGGGAGUGACAGCAAGAGGCACCUGCCAGCGACUGACACUGGAGUCUGACACAGAGACUGCAGGUUUCUGUGCAGGAUCUGUGCGCAAGGACUUGAACGCCCAUCCUGAAGUCCAGGUGUCCUGUGAGAUGUUCAAAGCACAGAAUGUGGACAUCCUCAGACCAGUGCAGCCUCAGGGUCAUGACCUGCCCUUCUACCCCGUGCUCCCCACCUUCCCUCCUCUGAUCGAUGACCCGGGAAAUGAUCCUCAGCCUGUUCCCUCUGACCCCACGUCGCCCCCUGCUGUUCAACCAGCUCCAUUUGACCCCACACCGAUUCUCCCUGAGCCUGUUGACCCUGUGCCUUUUGACCCCCCUGUUGUGGUUAACCCCUCUAACCCCUUUACCUCAUCAUCCAGUGAGUCUGCUGAAGAUCUAGCAAACCCGCCAGCACCUGGUGUCGAUUCUUUCGCUUCAUCUUCUGAGGAGAUAGGAGGCCCCGUGGCACUGCGACCACCCUUUAACUUCCGCUACCAGAGGCCCGACCGCAAGAAACGGCAGGCCCUGAUUGAGAGCCCACCCCCACCCUCACCCUCACACAACCCCAUUUUCCUGUCUGAUUUCCCUGGUGGGUCUUCGCCUUUCCGUUCCUGUCCUGGUCCUGCUAGAUACACUACAGUUUAACUGGUGUUGCCAGUUAGGGGGUGGACCGAUAAACUGCUCCACUCCCUGUCACUGGAGGCUUGUAAUAAUUUGUGCUAAUGAGAGGAAAGCUAUCUUUUCUCACUAGCCCUGAAAUUGCUUCUAUGGUGCUACUGAAAAUACUGCUCCUAAAGCCUAAACCGUUUCUGAAAAUGUCUUCAAAUAUUUGAACAAAUUGAAUAAAUCUUGUUUUGAUUAACUUGUGUACUAAA